Molecule: messenger RNA, 1101 nt
Organism: Mycena citricolor
Lineage: Eukaryota; Fungi; Basidiomycota; Agaricomycetes; Agaricales; Mycenaceae
Source: the annotation of a GenBank genome assembly
AUGGACCGAACUCUCGUUUGCGCGACGUUCCUGUCCCGGCUGCUCCCAGCCGCAAUCCUCUCUCUGAAGCCUCUGUUCUCUUCAUUCGACGCGGCCUCGUCUCAUCCCCUCCUCCGCUGGGACGCGCUGCAUUUCCUGCAUAUCGCGCGCGAAGGAUAUGUCUACGAGCACGAAUGGGCGUUCCUCCCCGGCCCAGCCGUGAUGCUCUCCAUCCUCCCGACCUCCGUGCUCGCGCCGACUAUCGUCUCGCUUGUGCUGGCGUACGACAUGUCGGCGACGAUGUACGCUCUGUCGCUGCACCACCUGCGGCUGCCGUCCCUGGCGAAGCUGGCUACUUUGCUGUCACUGCUGCCGAGCAGCCCCACGACGCUCUUCCUCGCACCGUACUCCGAGCCGUUCGUCACGUAUCUGUCCUACAAAGGCAUGCUGUGCUGUGCCCGGGCACAGUACCUCGGUGCUGCGCUGCUGUUCACACUGGCGGCAUGCUUCCGAUCGAAUGGGUUCCUGCUGAGCGGGUUCAUCAUCUGGGACCUCGUCGCCGCGCCCGUUCUGACCUACAAAUCGCUCGUCUGGUUCUCGGUCCUCAAAUGCGUCCCCCUGGCUGCUCUCCCGCUGAUCCCCUUCAUCACCCACAAUCUCGCUGCAUACACGGCCUUCUGCUCAGCUCCACCACCGGCUGAAUGGUGUACGCGACGAGUGCCUAUGAUCUACUCCUACGUCCAGCACAAGUACUGGAACGUCGGGUUUCUGCGCUACUGGACUCUCGAACAGCUUCCGAACAUGAUCAUCGCUCUGCCGCCUUUACUCGCCAUUUCCGUGUUCAGUCUGCACACACUCUUCUCGGGCAAAACGAGGUCGUUGUUCUCGCAGGCGUCGCUUGCGCCGCAUGCGAUUCACGGGCUGAUUAUGUGUCUGAUUCUGGCCUUCGCAUCGCACACUCAGAUUGUGCUGCGCCUAGCCGCGUCGAUGCCGAUCACUUACUGGGCUGCCGCAUGGCUUGUUGUUGAACAUCCCCGCUGGGGCCGAGCCUGGGUCACCUGGAGCGUGAUCUGGGGUGGCCUCUCGACCUUGCUCUGGGCAGCAUUCCUGCCCCCAGCUUGA